GGGCUAGCUUUGCAUCUUCCUCUUAGGCAAAGCACAAGCAUCAAAGUUUAAUUUGCUUCCUCUCUAACCUCCCCCCCAAAAAUCUUCAACUCCUUUCCAUUGAAGUUUUUCACCAUGAUUCUCUCUGAGAAAAUGCAGCAGCAGAGGAGCUGCAACACCUUCUUGAACAACUGCAAACCCUAUUUCGCGAUGAUAUCCUUGCAGUUUGGAUACGCUGGCAUGAACAUUAUCACCAAGGUUUCGCUUAACCGAGGAAUGAGCCACUACGUGCUCGUUGUUUAUCGCCAUGCUUUCGCCACUGCUGUCAUCGCCCCCUUUGCUAUCUUCUUGGAGAGGAAAGCACGGCCAAAGAUCACGUUUCCAAUUUUCAUGCAAAUAUUUAUUCUGGGACUUCUCGGGCCAGUGAUCGAUCAAAACUUCUACUACGCGGGUUUGAAGUACACUUCGCCCACUUUCUCCUGCGCAAUGAGCAACAUGCUCUCCGCAAUGACAUUUAUCAUGGCGGUUAUAUUUCGGAUGGAGAAGAUUGACUUGAAGAAGGUGAUAUACCAAGUGAAGAUAGUGGGGACGAUAGUGACAGUGGGUGGGGCCAUGCUGAUGACGUUGUACAAAGGCCCGGUGGUGGAGAUGGUGUGGUCUAAGCAUGUCCACCCUCGUAAAUCCUACGUGACCGACACCACCGGGACUACUGACAAGGACUGGUUCAAGGGCUCUAUUUUCCUCAUCAUUGCCACCUUCGCAUGGGCUUCCUUGUUCAUACUACAGAAGGCGGCGUUGAAGCAUUACGAGAAGCAUCAACUGACACUGACGACGUGGGUGUGCUUCAUGGGGACCUUACAAGCAAUCGCGGUGACAUUGGUGAUGGAACACAAAACCUCCGUCUGGUCCAUCGGCUGGGACAUGAACCUCCUCGCUGCCGCCUAUGCCGGGAUUGUGACAUCAAGCAUAUCGUACUACGUGCAAGGCCUGGUGAUGAAGACAAAAGGGCCAGUGUUUGCAACAGCUUUUAGCCCUUUGAUGAUGAUCAUUGUAGCCAUCAUGGGUUCUUUUAUCCUUGCUGAAAAGAUUUUCCUCGGAGGGGUGGUUGGGUCAGUGUUGAUAAUAGCAGGGCUUUACUCGGUCCUGUGGGGAAAAUACAGAGAAGAGAAGUCAAGGAAAGAGGAGAAAGCCACUGAAAUACCCCAAACCAUGAUGAUCAAGGAUGCUCAACUAAAUGACGCAUUUGCCCUCAAGACCAUUGAAGCUGGCAAAGAAGCUGACAAGCUUCCUUCCAUUGCAAUCACCUUACCCAUCUCAGCUGACACUACCCCCACCAAACCUAACCAAGAGCAGCCCUAAACCCAUUGGGAGAAAUUACUUUAAUUAAUAGUAUUGGGUUACUUUUGUCUUUUUGUAACCUUUUCUUUUUCCACUUUUUUUUUGUCUUUUUAAGUUAAGGAGUUUUAUUGUGAUUAAGCAAGCAAGGAGUUGGUCCUAAUUUUAAUGGAACGAGAGAAUCUCAGUAUGUCCUCUCUCUUUUUCUGA
Rhododendron vialii is the source of this 1524-nucleotide messenger RNA. Its product is annotated as WAT1-related protein At5g07050-like. The transcript is spliced from 7 exons. Gene Ontology annotation, molecular function: transmembrane transporter activity. Lineage: Eukaryota; Viridiplantae; Streptophyta; Magnoliopsida; Ericales; Ericaceae. The record is from RefSeq and is a predicted model, not a curated record. Gene Ontology annotation, cellular component: plasma membrane. Bases 115 to 1338 code for a protein of 407 amino acids.